Molecule: messenger RNA, 2460 nt
Organism: Naegleria lovaniensis
Lineage: Eukaryota; Heterolobosea; Eutetramitea; Acrasida; Naegleriidae
Exons: 2
Coding region: 1-2460 (819 amino acids)
Molecular function (GO): protein binding
Source: RefSeq, a predicted model, not a curated record
AUGAAGCUCUCCAACAAACCUCUUUCCGCAUCAAAUGCCAACAACAUUGCUGCUUCAUUCCAAUACGAAGCGACCAUGGCCUCGGUGGAUGAUGAGAACGCUCUUUAUGAAAUGAUGACCAAAGGCUCUCUCUGCAAACGAAAAGACUUUCUGGAUAAGGAAGAUGAAGCAAAGAGUCAUCCUCAUAGGACUUUCUAUUACCGAAAGAAUGUAAAUUUGGAUAAGGUGAUUGAGUCUUGCACAAACAAGCUCAUUGCGGACCCAUCAAAUGUUAAGGCUUUACAUGCUCGUGCUCAAUCCUAUGCAAAGAAGGAAGAGUUCGAGAAGGCCAUUCAAGACUUUACAUCAAUUAUUCAAAUACUCGGAACGUCAUCCCCAAGCGGAGCUAACAGCGUAAAUUCAUCGUUUAAUACAAGCAAAGUGAGCAGUACUUCAUUCCUUAUGGGUCCAACGAACUCUUCCCUUGUAAAUGCUUACUUUAAUAGAGGCCAAUGUCAUGAAAAAUUAGAUCAACUGGAAAAGGCUCUUGAAGACUAUUCUAUGGUAUUGAAAAUUGAUCCCAAUCAUGUCAAUGCAGGUUAUAGCAAGGCUGCUUGUCAAAACAGAAGAGGAAAUUUUCAAGCUGCCAUUCUUGAUUAUGAAUUUGCGUUAGAAAGGGAUCAAGAAAAAAGCCAAAUCAAUGCUUCUCCAAAACGAAGGAGAAGAGUUCCUCGUUAUAUCGCAGAGGGGCACAAUACCUUCGAAGAGUAUAUGAAGAAAAAGGAAGAAACAGUGAAAGCCAAUAUCAUGAAAGAUUAUUCCAAAGACGCUCUUUCUUCAUUGGAAAAGUCCACUAACAAUUCUCAAAUAAUGAACAAUAGUGGUAUGAGCGAUAUAUCUAUCAGCAACGGUGUUAAGAGUUUACAACUUGGAGAUCAACCAUCAUCUGUAACCAAAUAUCAACCACAACUGACUAUCAAGAUUGGGUCCAAACCAUCUGAUCAAAAUCUUGAAGAGAUUUCUCCUCAGGUUGUCCCAAUAUCACCAGCUAUGAGCUUUAGACCUAGAUCACAUUCCAAUUCACAAAAUUCUUUACGUUCAUCCACAUCAAACGUGUCCCCAACAUUUGAAGAUGAAAAUAAUUAUGACAUGAAUUAUGAGUUCAAUUCCAACGAAGGUACUGGUAAUGCUCAAGAUGAUGAUGCUAGCGUGAAGAAUGCUGACUUUUAUCAUUCUAGAGGCUUCUCACAUAGAAAGAAGGGAGAUUUCCUUUCUGCUAUUAGGGACUACACAAAGGCCAUUGAACUCAAUCCAAAACACUUUAAGGCUUAUUUUAAUAGAGGUUUCUCAUACGACAAGCUUGGUCAAUAUCAAAAGGCGAUUGAAAAUUACACAAUGGCGUUGAGCAUUGAACCAAGAAACUCGUAUACGUAUUAUAAUCGAGGAAUUUCUUAUGAUAGACUUCAACAGUACAACAAGGCUAUUGAAAAUUUCACCAAAGCCAUAGAAAUUGAUCCAUCCAAUGCUGAUUUUUUCCAUAAUCGAGGAUUUUCCUAUCGUAAGCUUGGACAUUUUGAUAAUGCCAUUCAAGAUUAUUCCAAGGCGAUUCAAAUCAAUCCAAAACACUUCAAAGCUUUUUACAAUAGAGCAUUUUGCUAUGAUAAAAUUGCAAAUUUUCAAAAGGCAAUUGAGGAUUAUACCAUGGCAAUAUCUAUUGAUCCAAAGAAUAUUAAUGCUUAUCAUAACCGAGGAAGUAGUUAUGAGAAAGCAGAACUGUAUGAAGAGGCUAUCAGUGAUUGGUCCACCGCCAUCAAAUUAGAUCCAAACAAUGUACCAUCUUUCAUUUCAAGAGGUCUAUUGCUCGAUCGUUUGGGAAGGCCCGAAGAGGCCAUUCAAGAUUUUACGACAGUCAUUUCUAUUGAGAGCAAUCCAAGCGCAUCCAUGUACAUUAAUAGAGCUAGUGCUUUUAAGAAUAUGGGACAAUACGAUAAGGCUAUUCUCGACUAUACCAAAGCCAUUGAACUCAAUCCAAAUAAUACUCAAGUGUACAUUGAUAGAGGAUUUUCCUAUCGUAAACUUGGAAAGUAUGAUGAAGCCAUUAAGGACUAUACAACAACAUUGCAAUUUGAGCCUGAUAAUAUUAAAACGCUCAAUAACAGAGGUUAUUCGUAUGCCAAACGAUCGCAAUACGAGUUAGCCAUUACUGAUUAUGAUAGAGUCAUUAAGAUUGAUCCAAAGAACGUUCAUGCCUAUCACAAUAGAGGUAUUUCAUAUGAAAAACUCAAGAAUUAUUCUCGUUCCAUUCAAGAUUUUACAAAGGUCAUUGAGUUGGAUCCCCAAAAUGCAAAUGCUUAUUUCAAUCGAGGAAGUGCCUAUGAUUCUAUGGGAGAUUUUGAUAAUGCCAUUCAGGACUAUACAAAGGCAUUAGAAUUGGAGAAUCAAGCAGCAAGUAAUCAACAACCUCAACCAGUGAAUGAAUGA